UCGCAUGGUGCCGUUGAGCUCCGCUAAUUUCGCUGUGUGCACAACCCCAGCGACCCGUGCGGUGAUGGCGAGGAAACCCCGUUGACAAGACACUGCUUUUUCAUGACGCCCAGCCUGUUACAAGAGAAUAAGGCUGUUACAUGACUGAAUCCAUGCUUCCUGGUGGACUUCUGUGUCAUGGAUGAUGACGACGAUUGCCGUCUUCUGGAUAUUUUAGGAGAUGUGGAGGCAUUGAACGAUUAUCUCCAUGGCGGCAAUAGCAAAUCUAUUGGAGAAGAUGACGUGACAAAUGCAGCUUAUGGGUCAGAUGGAUCUUUUUUUGCUAAUGAGACAACUGGCUGCAACACUGGCCUCAAGGAUGGCUCUUCUUCAAUGGGUGACUUUGAGGAGGACCCAGCUGGGGCAGGCCUCCACCUCUCCAGUAGCCUCUCAUUUAUUGACGAUGAAUUGGGGACUGGGAGCUCCCCUGAAGGGGUGGACCUUGGUGGAGAGGAUCAGCCCUUUGACAUUCUCCAGAAGUCUCUCUUAGAGGCCGACAUUACAGAGCAAACAUUGGCCCAGGAGGCCUUGUUGGACUCCCAGCCUGCACCAAAUCUUGUGCAAGCUCCAGUUUCCUUCCCCUCCCAGCUGGUCUCUGGGGGUUAUGGAGGUGGACUAGGUGUGGUAACCACUGCAACAGCUGCAUUCCCAGCAGGUCAGGUAUUGCAAGGAGUAUCUCCACUGGCAAAUGGCUCCACCCAGCAUAUCCAGGUCUUGGGGUCGUUUGGGGCGAGUGGUGGUGUAAUGACUCUGAGCAGCUUGGAAAGAACUCCCCAGAUUGUCCUAAGGCCAGGGGUGCCUGUAGCUCCAGCUGUGACUACGGCAGGGGGGCAGGUGUUUGCCCCAACCCAAGGGCAGGUGAGCCAAGUGGGCUUACCAUUCAAAAACAUCCCCCUUCAAAACAUCAUCAUUCAGAGAGGCCCUGGAGGGACCCAGGCUAUUGUUCGACCAAUCCAGCCUAAACCCUCUCAAGCGGCGUCUCAGACUGUCUUCAGCCUUGGUCUUCAACCCACUCCCUCUACCCUGGGUAAUGUUGUAAACGCUAACACUGCUGCUCCUGGAGGACAGUACACAGCUAACGGUUCAAUAGUGGUGCAGCCAUCAAUGGAUCAGCAACAAAUACACAGCCAGACAAAUAUACCACCAGGACAGUACUUACUACCCAACUCUUUGACGCUUACUCCGUCCAACACCAUCCACAAUGGCUCUGCCAAUCCUGGCUCAAACACCCUAAUCACCAACCAAAACACAGUACAGAUUGCACCGGGUCAGAACUUCUCUGCACCACCAGGAAGUCAGCUAAUCCUAAACCAGGGAGCGUUGAGUGGGACUCAGGUUGUGGGGACCGUAACUCAGACAUGGACAGGAGUUUCCUGUGCGAGCUCCACCCCUCUACAAACAUCCUGCGCUUCUGGGCGGCUGACUCUGGUUGGCUCGGCAACAAUCGGGAUUGGGGGUCAAGGCCUAGCAUCCUCUUGUCCAGUGCAGCGCCUUCUAGUGACUCAAACACAGAACUCCACUUCUCUGUCUCCUUUACCCAGUAAUGUGACACAGGAACAAAAAGAUUUUAGACAGAAUUCCCUGUCACCUGCAUUUAAACAGGCACAGGCCAGCAACAUCCAUGCCCUGAAAACCAUUACACAAGAUUCAACGCUAAACUCUGAGAAAAGACCUUUCGGUCCAUCACUAACAAGAACAGAGCAGAUUCUUCACCAGCUGAGGAAGGAUCAUGCUGGAGUUCAGAACCCAAAUCGCCGAAAGUUCACUUCGGUUGAAGACGCGCUGCAAAGACUGCUCCCUUACCAUGUGUUCCAGGGGGCUCCACCAUGCCAGGACGAGUUCUCACAAGUGGAUGAGGAGUUUGAGGACGUUGCGACUCACGUGGUGAUGAAGACCCAGUCCAUGGUUAAUAAAUACAGACGACUACUGAUGGUGGAGGCUGAACGCUCCAACCCUUCAUCGGAAAUGGUGAUGAUCGACAGGACCUUCAACCAAGAGGAGCGCAGCAACCUGACACAGGACAAACGCAUGGUGCUAGUGGAUCCAGAUGGCUUCCUUGAGGACUUCUGCUGUGGAAAAAAAUCGAAGGUUUUCAAAGAACCCUUUUCCUCUCAAUCGGAGAACACUUGGGAUCAGUCAGAACAAGGCUCUGCGGAGCCAGAGCACAGGACAGACUUCCAGCCCGAGUUUGGAGACCCGGGAGGGGGCGAGGUUGCGGGACCAGUUCCAACAGACAGUUUGCCCCCUCCUCACUUAGAAAACCAGAAGAUUUUGGAACUGAAGAGACGGCAGCAGAGCUCCGGGUCGAGCAGCGGUGGCAACAGCCCAGACGCUGCCAACAGUUACACACAAGGUAAACCUUCACAUUUUGCAGCAGCUGCAGGAGGACAGACUCACUGCCAGGCGUCGCCCCACCUCACCUCCCAGCCUCAGUACUCGCCCCAGCUCACCUCACCCCCUCACCUGGACACAGAUUCUGCAUUAGAGGCGGCAGUCAACAGCAUCCUUGAAUGUUAAGACAGAUUCCCCCUAUCAUCCCUAAUGUGUAUGACUUCUGUUUUGCUUGUAGGUACCUAUGUAUUAUUAUUAUUAUUUUUUGUUGUUGCUGUCAAACUCCAUUGUGGAGAACAGUUUACUCUAGUGAUAUGCAGCCAUGUAGCAUUUGUGUAGUUUGCAUUGGAAGGUUUUUGAGGCAUUACGUCUGCAAAGCGUCAGAGGUGUAGGCGGGCACUUAUAAAGAUCCGGGAAUGUGUGCAAUGCAGCAGAUCAAAAAAAAAACUUUUUUUGAAACUGUUCUGAAUGCAAGAGUAAUCCUAUCUUCACACAUUUUACAGUUUGUGCCAUUUAAGUUUCCUCCCAAAUUCAUGGGUGGAUGAUGAAGAGGGGGGCGAAGCGGCGUCUCUGUGCCUGACUCUUGGUUUUUAUAUGACAUGUUUACACAAAGAAGCUCUAUUCAGAAAUAUUUACUCCCUGUGUUCAUAAUCCUGACACAAACAGUGCAAACUUUCCACUCUGACACUUUUUUUUUGGUAGAAUUUCAAAAUAGGUUUGUGUUUGUGAAGAUACAUCCUCAGAUUUUGGAAGAUGUGUUGAUUUGUUUCUUUUCAUUUUUAUUUUCUUGACUUUAAAAAGCAGGACUGGUUUUGGUUCUUAUUUUAUUAGGUGAUACUUGUUUGCCAGUUUAAAACUCUGCCUUCAUGAUGCAUUCAAAUAUUAAUCAUAUCUGCCUAUGUUGUUUUUAAUGCUAUCUAUCAGCAUGUUUGCGUGUGUUUUAUCUGCAUUUUCACACUGCGGUUAUGAUUGAUUUCAGGUAGCUUGCCACGCUCUUUGCUUCGUGUUUUCACUUUUCAGUUGUUAACCAGCGGUUCUCCGGUUUCCUCAGUUUUCCCUCUCAGCAGCACAACCAAAAUAAAACGGGAAACAGAGCAGUCGGCUUCGGGUCAGUUCGCCUCUUUGCCAUUUUGUAACCAUGUGUUGCCAAGUCAUCCCUCCCUACUUCCAUUUUGUAGCCUUGUACUUAAAAAUUUUUAUUAAUUUACAUUUUUAUAUAAAAUAUGAACCAUGUAAAAAUGAUAAAAUGUCAUGUAUCAUUUGUUUGUAAAUUUAAAGAUUCUAUUUACAUUUUCCCUCUGAUUCCAGUCAACUUUAUAAAAUUAUGAUGGAUUAUGACUUCUGAUCCAAUCAAGAUCGCUCUAAGUGACUUCCCAUUGUAGAUAUUCGCCAGUAGAACCACAUAACCGCAUUUCCUUACAGCAGACUAAUAGAGCUUAAAAAGUGACGUCAAACUCUACCAGCUACAAAAAUUCCUGAGGCACACAGGAAUCUGUACAAGGUCUCCAUCCGACUUUUCACCAGUCUGUAGACCGCUCCUUUUCGUGCCCGGAACGAAUGGCAAGGGGUCAAAAUGACCCAAACCCGAGUGGUCUUAUUCAGAAUCCACCUCAGAUCUUCUUUUUUUUUUUCUGGGUAAUUAAAAACAGACCUUUUUUUCAUUUAAAGCUGUAAAAAAUAUAUCCUGAUUUUAAAUAUUUUUUAUGUCACUUCAAAGCUAGAAAUCAAUAAUUCUUAGUGAUUGAUGAUUAAUCUUGAACUGCUUAUGUUUUAAGAUGACCUUUUUAAAAACAAAUCUGCACUGAAACUGCUUUCACAACCAAAGGUUAAUAAUUCUGGACAGCGCUUCUUUUAAACUCCUGUUUAACCAAUAUGCUUGCUAACCUCCAGGAGCAGACUAAAGGGCCUUUUCAGCAGGGUGAUGGAGAUAAUUUUUGUUUCUUCUUUUGAGUGCCAGUGACUAUCACAGCCUGCUUGUAUUUCUGCCUGAACCCUUGUGAUCAUCUAGCAGCUACUACACAGAGAAAACGUAGAUUUGACAGCAAGGUAGAUUUUGCAUUUGCACCUACUGCAAGAUUUUGUGCCUCUAUAUCGCUUGAGCCCACAGUAAUGUUGUGCUUGCACAGAGCAGCACAUGCUGGUGAAACACUCUGCUAUCUGGAUGCAUAUCACGGUCUCCGGGCUCUGGAGGGAACAUACUGUGCUCUCUCUCUUCCUUCACUCCUGUACUGCAGUCUCUUGUUUUGUUUUUUUAUCCAUUUUUUUUUUCUGUUAGUUUAUCUCACUUGAUUUGUAUAGUUUGUUUUGUAUAAAAAAAAAAGGAAAAGUUAAACAUAAAAUAUUUAUAAUUUUGUAUGGAUAAAAAAAAUAUUGUUUCACAAAAACAAGAAAACAAGAUUGAAAAUAUUUUUUUUUAUUGUGUUGGCUGAGAGGCCAGAUGUCAGGAAAAGACUGUCAUUCCCUCAUUUGUAGCUACUGUGUGUUCACUACAGCAGCGAGGAGACUCAACAAUAAAUUCAUUUUGAACACAAUAACAAAAGCA
This is a messenger RNA of Girardinichthys multiradiatus, 4912 nucleotides long. It is a transcript of the gene bicral, whose product is annotated as BICRA like chromatin remodeling complex associated protein. NCBI's taxonomy places the organism in Eukaryota, Metazoa, Chordata, Actinopteri, Cyprinodontiformes, Goodeidae. The record is from RefSeq and is a predicted model, not a curated record. Gene Ontology annotation, biological process: positive regulation of DNA-templated transcription. Bases 178 to 2556 code for a protein of 792 amino acids. The transcript is spliced from 13 exons. Gene Ontology annotation, cellular component: SWI/SNF complex.